AUUUCGUCCUCCUGACUGCUUGUUCCUCCUGACAAACUCUCCUCUUCCCCCAUGACAUGACGAUAUCGCCUUUUUGCCUCCCCUCAACAGCACUUACGGCAGCGUCUUGGAUGAUUCCCCAUCAGCUAUAGCCAUGCGACCGCGAUUAUUCUCAUCCGAAUCAGAAGGGCGGCGACGAAUCAGUUGAGACCAGCACCCGGGCGCGUUGUCGCCAUGGCGCAUCACAGCCUUUUCUUGCGUAUCCUCUACAGGUCCCUUUACCUGUUCCUCUACGUCGUGCUUUGCGGCCUGCUUCUCAUUACCCCGAGCGACGCCAUCCAGCGAUCCGUGGUCAACAGGCAGUGGUACAACAUCUGGAUCAUCGCGUCGGGCUAUGUCGUCACAGUCUUCAUCGUCGGCUUUGUCUACGUUGUGCGGCUGUACGUCAAUCGGACGGUGCUGGCGUCGAUCCCCAAGUCAUGGGUGCCCAUCGACAAGGGCGAUGUCAAGGAGGCGGUUUAUAAGAUGAUUGGGGCUGGGCUGAGUAAGAGCUCGGCGAUUGCGUAUGCUGCGCGGCCAAGGGUUGACGAGGAGAUGAUGGGGGACGAUCAGGAUGAAGACGAUUUGGAAGACGAAGCGCGCACACGAGCAAAACUGAUGGCGUGGAACGAGGAAGCGCUGGAAAGAGACGAGCCGAUCCCCAUGCCGCCGCAUCGUCCUGUCUGGGGCGUCAUCGAACACGGCGGCUGGGCGUCUCCCAACUCGCCUGAUCUUGCCAACCUGCAGUACAGCAGCGUCGUUGCUGAAGUUCCGAAUCUCAUAGAGGCGCAAGCGCUUCGACUUGCGCCGUCGGACCCGACCUCUCAAACCGACCCGCCGAUGCUGGAUCCCGAAGCUGCAGAAUUAUUGCAAAGACUCCCCAGCAUGAGUCUACGAGACUACUUUGGGCAUUUGGCCAGUCUGGGUGUUGCCGUCAUGGAUGAAACGGUGGCCGAGUUCCUAUCGAAAUACGAAAUAGCUCGUUUCUCUACGAAGCCAAUUUCUAACGCCGAGUUCCGCGAGUUAAUGCAUCUCUUUGCGGAAAUCUUACGAUCGAUACAGCCUUUGGACCCUACUGUCUUGGAUCACCUGUAUGAAGAAGAUGAAGAGGAGGGGGGGAGGAUGCAUAGGACAAUGACACCGGAAAGCGACAUCGACAACGAUGCGCCUGCGGAAACGAUUCCGUCUACUCCAAGAACUAUAUCACGACCCUCCACAGCGAGUACUCAGCGCUCUGUUCAGAGACGGACAAGGCGGCGCACCAACACAUAUCGUACGGCGCCGAGUACGCCCGGUAGCAGAAGACACAUGAAUAUGACACCACACAGCGCCAGCACCAAUGGCUUGGCGCAGAUGCGACGCACUUAUACCUCCAGCCAGCAUUCAUCAGCCGCCAGCCUGCGAUCCAAGUCGUCGGAUGGCUCAGGAUCCGUCAUCCGUCUGGCAGACAGCGGGGACGUUAGUGACUUGCCAUAUAUUCUUUCCUUGACGGAAUCGACGGCGACGAGAUAUUGAGUCCCAGGCUGGCCAGGGAGAAAUUUCACGACUACUACGUUGCGAUGGGUUUUAUCAAAAAUAGACUGUAACUUUUUAUCGAUGAAGGCUCCAGAGGCCAGAGAGGAUACGGGAGUAUGAAAAGCAUAUCGAGUACCUUUGUGAUUUUAGACGAAUAAUAAUAUAUACAUAAUUUCAUUGGCUCAAUUGGCC
Molecule: messenger RNA, 1725 nt
Organism: Trichoderma harzianum CBS 226.95
Lineage: Eukaryota; Fungi; Ascomycota; Sordariomycetes; Hypocreales; Hypocreaceae
Exons: 1
Coding region: 214-1533 (439 amino acids)
Source: RefSeq, a predicted model, not a curated record